Pipistrellus nathusii (Nathusius's pipistrelle) is the source of this 702-nucleotide messenger RNA. The record is from the annotation of a GenBank genome assembly. Lineage: Eukaryota; Metazoa; Chordata; Mammalia; Chiroptera; Vespertilionidae.
AUGGAAGAUGAAGAAAGAUACAUGAAAUUGAAUGUGCAGUUGAGAAAAAGGAAUUCUAGCCAAACAUCCCAACUUAAAUGUAAAGAUUUUUCUGUGAUGUUACACUGGUACAAAAUCUUAUUGGGAAUAUCUGGAACAGUAAAUGGUAUUCUGAUUUUGACUUUUAUCACCCUGAUUCUUUUGGUGUCUCAAGGAGUGUUGCUAAAAUGCCUAAAAGGAAAUAAUUCAAAUAUCACCCAGCAUGAUAAUACUGGAAACCUGAAAAUGAAGGGUGGCACAAGAGGAACCAUAAGUACUAAAGAUGCGGACCACAAUGCUUCAAGUGCUACAGACUAUACAGGAUUGUGUCCAUCAGAAUGGCUCAAAUAUCAAGAAAAGUGUUAUUGGUUCUCUAAUGAAUUAAAAAGCUGGAGUGACAGUCAUGGGUAUUGUUUGGGAAGAAACUCUCAUCUAGUAAUAAUUCAGGACCAAUUUGAAAUGGCUUUUAUACAGAAAAACCUAAAACAAUCAAAUUAUGUGUGGAUUGGACUUAACUUUACCUCCCAGAAAAGAACAUGGAACUGGGUGGAUGGUUCUCCAGUAGCUUCAAAGAUAUUAGUCAUAAAAGGACCAGCUACCGAAAACAGCUGUGCUGCCAUCAAGGGAAACAAAAUUUACUCUGAAACCUGCAGCAGUGUUUUCAAAUGGAUUUGUCAAUGUUAA